AUGCGGUUUUCUUAUCUAGAUAGUGCUUUUCUAGCUGUGGCCAUAAUCUAUUUGUACCGAGCACCAUUUACAAAGGUGGAAGAAAGCUUCACAAUUCAGGCAAUCCAUGAUAUUUUGAAUUACGGGAUAUGGAAUUUACAGCCUUACGACCACUUCGUUUUUCCAGGUGCUGUUCCAAGGACAUUCGUAGGUCCCUUGAUAAUUUCCACUAUAGCUAGACCAUUUGUAUCCAUUCUGAGCUUAAUUGAAGGCAGAAAUUGGAGCACCCAAUUUCAAACGCAAAUUCUGGUGAGAUCAAUAAUUGCAUUGCUCAAUGCUCUUUCUUUAAUAUAUUUGAAAAAUAGCGCACAAGCUUUGCUUGAGAUAACUGCUAAGGAAGAACAAAUCAAGCAGGAUGAGAAACGCGGUGGCGCACUCAGAAAACCAGAGGUUCUUCUCUACACUGUGGGAACGUGGUUUUCUUUAUUUAUCAUGACUGGCUUCCAUAUGAUGUACUAUCUGUCAAGACCAUUGCCCAAUUUUGUUAUGACUCUACCCUUAACAAAUGUGGCAAUUAGUUGGAUUCUACAAGAUAACUAUCAGUGGGCCAUUUUCCUGGCCUCUUUCACAGCGGUAAUCUUUAGGUUGGAAGUUUUGGCAUUUUGUGCAGGAAUGGCAUUAUUUUCCGUUGUUUACAGAAAAAUUUCAUUCUUUAAGGCAGUUAAAUUUGGAAUCCUUGGAUUUGGUAUAGGCAUGGGUAUUACAUUGUUCAUUGAUUCGUAUUUCUGGCAAUACUGGUGCAUGCCUGAAGUUGAUUCUUUCAUUUUCAAUGUUGUCCAUGGAAAUUCAUCCAAAUGGGGUGUCGAACCAUUUUUUGCAUAUUUCACCCAUUAUUUGAGAAUGCUAUUCAUACCACCCACAAUCUUACUCUUGAAUUUGCUAGGAUUCAAACUUGCUCCAACCAAUAUGAGAAUUAUCACUUUAGGUUCAUUUUUUCAUAUUCUCGUUCUAUCGUUUCAGCCACAUAAAGAAUGGAGAUUCAUCGUUUACGCCAUUCCAUCAAUUAUCCUCUUAGGAAGUGUCGCUGCUGCAUACGUUUGGGAAAAUAUAGAGAUAAAAAGCAUCAGAAACUUUCUACUGGUCUCUUUAGUUCCAUUGUCUCCGUUGUUCUCCGCAAUAUUCUCUUUCUGCUUUCUCUAUAUAUCUAGCAUGAAUUAUCCUGGUGGUGAGGCUUUGAGCAAUUUUAAUCUUAUGAUAAUUAACCAGAAUAUCACCAACGUUACUGUCCAUCUUGACGUCCCUAUUUGCAUGACAGGCGCUACCUUAUUCGGCGAGUUAAAUCAAGAUGUAUAUGCGGUUUCCUAUGACAGAACAGAGGAUCCUGAAACAUUGAAGAAAUUGUGGCCCUCAUUUGAUUAUGUAAUCACAGCACAACCAUCAAGCCAGAACUUCCCAUUUGAAAAUGCCACGACAGACAACUGGGAACUUCUACAAACAGCUCAGACUUACGUGGGUCUCGACAUGGGAUUUUUGAAUGAAGAAAUUUUUCAAAAGGAAUCAAACCUGUUCACAUUAAUGAAGGACUGCUUCACGAGUGAUGUGAGCAUUAUAGAUCAGGCAUUCAAUCUACUAGACAGGAUCAUUCUUAGGGGCAACGUGUUUUUCACGUAUGAAAGAAAAAGUAGAGAAUAG
Molecule: messenger RNA, 1671 nt
Organism: Zygotorulaspora mrakii
Lineage: Eukaryota; Fungi; Ascomycota; Saccharomycetes; Saccharomycetales; Saccharomycetaceae
Gene: ALG12
Product: dolichyl-P-Man:Man(7)GlcNAc(2)-PP-dolichol alpha-1,6-mannosyltransferase
Exons: 1
Coding region: 1-1671 (556 amino acids)
Biological process (GO): protein N-linked glycosylation
Cellular component (GO): endoplasmic reticulum membrane
Molecular function (GO): alpha-1,6-mannosyltransferase activity
Source: RefSeq, a predicted model, not a curated record